AGGCAAAUGAGUGUUUUAGUUUCGCCGUGACAUCGCUAGAGUUAAGUCGGAUUUUGUGUUGCGCGCUGCCGGACGGUUGGUUUUUCGACGGGUGAAACGAUUUUUUUGCUUCGGUUGUUUUGUUGUUUUUGUUGCCGUCUUCUGGAAGGCUACGUGAAGACGGCCAGUGAAGCAUCUCGAGUUCGAGAAGAGGCAGAUUCCAUGUGGAAGGCAAAGAUUGCCGCUGAUGUUGAAAGCAAGGAAUGCGAGCGCGGCUCUGAGAAGCUAUCGCGUGUGAUUGGGAAGACGUGUCCGUGCAUGUAGAGAGCGGAAACCGUCGAGGGCGGCGGGAACUGGAAAAAAAAGUUGUGCGUUUAUCGGUUGUGCAUUGCUCGAGAAGGCGAAAUUGUAAUUGCGAAUCGAAGGCAAUUUUGGGUCGGGUGUGUAUGCAACGGAGAACCUACCUAGGAAAGGAAAGUGUUUCGAUGAUUGAUGAAUUUUACUGCGGUGCCCAGGUGUGACUAAACCGAUUAUGGAUUACGGCAAUGCCGACAUGCGGGAGCCGAUAAGCGAUGAAAUAAUUUCGGGGCAGUGAUUGAAGAGAAGCGAAUUUGAAUCACAAAAAAGUGAUUAGCGAAACCGAACGACGGAAGUGAUCAACAGUGUGUGGCAACAGAAAUAAGGCGCAGAGUGAAACAAUUAUUCUACGCGAAAGAAGCAAAGCUAGCCGAUAAAGAAGAAAACAGAAAGUUUCGAAGUGUUUAUCAGCAAAAACGCAAAUAUUGGAUCAAGACCGCAGAGAACCGGAACCGGCACCCAGAGAUAGAGAUAGUGAGCAGUUGAAAGCGGAGUGUUUGUGUUUUGGAGAACAUCCCAAAGUUUCUUAUCAGCAAGCAGAUAUCUACGCAUCCAGAUUAUCAAAUUCGAGAAGAUCGUUGAAGAAUGAUAGCGUUCAACAUGAGUGACGAACGGUGAAGAAAUAUUCCGUGUACCAAAGUGUAAUCAUUGUGUGUGUGUGUCAAAAUCCAAUCGGAUCUAAGUCCGUUUCAAAAGAAAGCGUAACAAGUGAAAAGUCCCAUUCCUUAAUCAGUGCAAAAAGUGCAAUGAGUCCCACCGCGGUGACAAUGUCAACGCCGAGGCUAGUGUUCCUCGCGGCGCUGGUGCUGGGGGCUGUGAGUGCUGCCCACUGGGACCACGCCGUCGAUCUGGACGAAAACUACCGGCUGCUGUGGAGCAUCAACAAUCAGGACAUUACGUUCGAGGUGCAGGCACGGACCCUGGGCUACGUCGGGCUGGGCUUCUCCACCGAUGGGUCCAUCUACGGGGCCGACAUCGUGAUCGGCUGGGUCGACAACGGGCAGGUCCACUUUCAGGACCGGCAUUUCAAGAUGAACAGCAACGGCGAACCGCACGUGGAUCCCUCGCAGGACUACGUCCUACUGCUGGGCUACGAGAACGCCACGCACACGGUGCUCCGGUUCCGGCGGAAGCUGGACACCUGCGAUACCAAUCAGGAUGUGCCCAUCACGAACGACACCAUCCGGAUCAUCUACAUGUACCACAACCGGGACCCGAAGAAUGGCGCCCAGGCGAUCGGGACCCUGCCGGAUCCGAACGAGGCCUUCAAGGAUUCGGUCCCGAUCUUCCUGACCCAGCGGGUGAACCAGGUUCCGAUCGAGCUGGACUCGCGGACCCGAACGCUGGAGCUGCGCAACAAAGACGUCGAGAUACCGAUGGGCGACGACAACCUCCGGUGGUGCAAGAUGUUCAAGCUGGACCAGUUCGUGCGGAAGCAUCACAUGAUACGGUACGAGCCCGUAAUCGAGUCCCGCUCGAAUCUACCGUUCAUGAAGCACAUCGUUCUGUACGAGUGCCAGGGUUCGACGCCGGAGCUGGAGAUCAUGUCCCGCGAGUUUGGCCGAUCGUGCAUGAAGGCCGAGAAGGAGCUACUGACCUGCAACUCGAUUGUGGCCGCCUGGUCCCGCGGUUCCGAGGGUUUCACAUUCCCACUGGAAGCCGGUUACCCGCUCGAUUCUUACCAGGCCCGUUUCUACAUGAUGGAAACGCACUACAUGGGCUUCCAGAGCAACUCCAUCGACAUGCGUCCCCGGAUGGACAACUCCGGUCUACGGCUGUACUAUUCGACCACUCUGCGCAAGCACGAUGCCGGAGUCCUCUCGGUUGGAAUUCAACCCAACUGGCGUCACAUCAUCCCACCCGGCCAAGAGAAGGUCGUAUCGGAAGGUCACUGCAUUGAGGAAUGCACUCAGCGAGCGUUCCCGCGCCCAGGCAUCAACAUCUUCGCCGUAAUGAUGCAAACCAGCCACAUGGGAAAGCAAGUCCGACUGAGGCAGAUCAGGUACCGCGAAGAGAUGCCUCCGAUCGCGCACGACCUGAACGUAGACUCCAACUAUCAGGAGUUCCGAAGACUACAUAGUCCAGUUAAGGCACUGCCAGGCGAUCGACUAAUCGCUGAAUGUUCCUACGAUAGCACGUCGCGAAAGACGAUUGCCCUCGGAGGUUACACCUCCCGAGAUGAAACCUGCCUGGUGCUCAGUUUGUACUACCCUCGUCAGAAAGAGCUCACAUCCUGCCACUCGAUACCUAGUCUACCGACGGUGCUACACGCCGUUGGAAUCAACGAGCUGGCCCCCGGUGCGAACCCAAUCCGGAUAGCAUCGCCGCCGGAAAUCGCCGGGAUGACUCUCGAGGAACGACUACUCUCCUACGAUUGGCGAGUAAACUUCAACGCGUUCCAAUACGUGAUACGUAAAGGUGCCUUCAAGCCUCUCUGUUGGAGCGCCCGGAACACCCCUAUCCCGGGCACCGACAACAUGGAUGCGUACGCCCCGAAUCUGACGCGCAUUUGGCGACCGACGCCCACGUGUGGCGUCGCGACGAGCAGUACCGGCGCCAACAGCAUCAACCGGUUCGUCACCGAGCGGGAAACCAACGUGCCCAGUUGGACGCUGCUCGAGGAGGACGACAGCAAUAAUGUGAUCGAGGGCGCGGCGCGGAGCAAAUCGAUCCGCAGUUCAACGCAAGCGGGGGUGGCCCAGUCCGGAACGGCGACGCUUGUGUCCAAGGUGGCGCUGUUUGUGAUCUUCAUCAACACGAUCAGGUUAGGGCAUCAGGUGGUGCUGUGAGCGAGUAGCGUCCUAAUUGCUGGAUGAGCGAAAAUGGAAGAAGCAAGCGAGUGAUGGGUGCGCUGUGAUUGGUGAUAGACUAGCGUAAGCACGAAUGGAAGAAGAGAGGAAACCUAAGCAAAUAGUCCAGGCAGGGUGUGCUCAGAGGAGAGUAAGGUGAGGGCACCCCCCGAGGAGAGACCAUAGAAAUAAAAGACUGUUGUGUAUAGAGAUAGCGGCAAUGAACGACAGGAGACGCAAUGAAUGAACGAAAGAUAGAGAUACGAAUAUUUUUGUACAGGUUUUAUAAUAAUUGUGUAUCAUAGUGGACGAGAAAAAAAGGGUAGAUUUUGUUCGGUUUUCUUGUUCGAGAGAAAAUCGCUAGUCAUUUGAACAGAUUCUGUUGAAUAGUAUUUAGAAGCGCGAGCAGCAGGCAGCCGAAAGAUUGGUCACUGCCACAGUUUCGAAUUAUUUAAAACCUAGCGAAAACAAAGUGGAACAUUUUAGCAGUAAGUGAUCAAUAGAAGCGGUAUAGACAAUUUAACUGUAAUGCCAAUAAGUCGAAUACACUUGAGCCAGUUGUUAACAUUGUAUAUUUUGUACAGAGAGAGAGAGAAAGAAGGUGACGACUGAGUGUAUCAUUUUUGUACAUAAAAUAGGAAUAAUAAAAAAUUGCGAUGAAUUGAAAUUUUAA
Molecule: messenger RNA, 3798 nt
Organism: Aedes aegypti (yellow fever mosquito)
Lineage: Eukaryota; Metazoa; Arthropoda; Insecta; Diptera; Culicidae
Product: MOXD1 homolog 2
Exons: 7
Coding region: 1083-3125 (680 amino acids)
Biological process (GO): dopamine catabolic process; norepinephrine biosynthetic process; octopamine biosynthetic process
Cellular component (GO): secretory granule membrane
Molecular function (GO): dopamine beta-monooxygenase activity; copper ion binding
Source: RefSeq, a predicted model, not a curated record